AUGGCGUCUUAUUCUCAACCUGCCAAGCCUCUCCCACUAAAGAUCUCCUCGCCAAAUGGCGGAGACCAACCGAACUAUGUUAUUUUCAUGCCAGACCAGCUGAGAUAUGACUCCCUCGGCUGCACUACAGAUGGCAAAGCCGGGAUCAACACUCCGAACAUCGACGCCUUCCGUCGUCGCGGUACCUUAUACACCAACUGCUUUACUCAAGCCUCAGUCUGCUCACAAUCAAGAUGCAGCAUGUUCACCGGUUGCUACCCGCACGUCAGCGGUCAUCGCAGUCUCGAGAACCUCAUUAAGCCGUGGGAGCCCAAUAUUUUCCGAAGCAUGAAAGGGAAUGGCUACCACAUUGCCUGCUUGGCACCUAGAGGUGACACGUUUGCGCCAACAGUCACGGAACUCAGUGUGACCGAGUACGGGUUUUUAGAAACGCCUGAAUUUAUGCCGAAAUUCGCGGGAGGGAGGAGCGAUGAGAAUGUCGACAAGGAGAAUAUUUGGAACAGGCUGUUUUAUAAAGGCUUGCGCAACGCGAGUCAAGCUCUAGACUACGACGAGGCGGUCGUACGGUCUGCGUUGAAGUGGCUUGAGUGUCCGCCGGACGAUAAGCCGUGGGUACUCUUCAUGCCUCUUCUCUUCCCACACUGCCCUUUUCAAGUGGAAGAGCCCUAUUUCUCAAUGUACGACCGGGACAAAAUGACCGCUGUCAUCUCUAAUCCAGAACAGAAAACAGGCUACGAGCCUCGAUACAUGCAGGCCAUCCGAGAAAGAUACGGUACUGGCCGCGCAACGGAGGCGAUUUGGAGGGAAGUGAAAGCCACAUACUUUGGAAUGAUCACUCGCUUGGAUGAUCAGUUUGGACGCAUCUUGAAUAAGAUAGACGAACUUGGGAUGUGGAAGGAUACGGUCACCAUGUUCUUUACUGAUCAUGGGGAGUACCUCGGAGACCACGGCUUAAUUGAGAAGUGGCCAUCGGGUCUAUCUGAGACACUCGUGAGAGAGCCGUUGAUCAUCGGCGGUGCUGGACUACCCGAGAAUAAGACCAUCAAUACCAUGACGGAGAUGGUCGAUUUAGUACCCACCAUGCUCGAAUUGUCAGGCAUCGGUGAACACUUUCCUCAUAAUGGCAAAUCGUGGAUUCCGAUCCUUGUCGGUGAUGCAACAGAGCAUAAGGAGUAUGCAUUCUCAGAAGGAGGAUUCUUGACGUCUGAGGAGCCCUUGCUUGAACAGGCGCCGUACCCAUACGAUAUCAAAGCGGGCCUUCAGCACGAAGACACCACCAUCGUCGGGAAAGCGAUCUCUUUGAGAGAUGAAAAGUAUGCUUAUAUCUAUCGUUUAUACGAGCCCGCGGAGCUGUACGAUCGCGUGUCUGAUCCGCAUGAGAUGCAUAAUCUGGCCGCUGAACAUACAUACAGUGAGUUGGUAGCAAAAUACGAGAGGGUAGUCCUUCGCUGGCUUGUAGAUGGUAGCGAUUUCCUGCCGUGGCAGAAAGACAAUCGAUUUCCGGAGGUGAAUCUAAAGAGUCCAAAGCAGCAGAUGGAAGAGCGUCUGAAACAGCGGGGUCAAGCUUAG
Talaromyces amestolkiae is the source of this 1569-nucleotide messenger RNA. RefSeq lists its product as uncharacterized. The record is from RefSeq and is a predicted model, not a curated record. NCBI's taxonomy places the organism in Eukaryota, Fungi, Ascomycota, Eurotiomycetes, Eurotiales, Trichocomaceae. Gene Ontology annotation, molecular function: iduronate-2-sulfatase activity. Bases 1 to 1569 code for a protein of 522 amino acids. The transcript has a single exon.